Molecule: messenger RNA, 4275 nt
Organism: Oryzias latipes (Japanese medaka)
Lineage: Eukaryota; Metazoa; Chordata; Actinopteri; Beloniformes; Adrianichthyidae
Source: RefSeq, a predicted model, not a curated record
UGGGGGGAGAAAAAUAUAUUGCCGGGGAUGUUUGUCUGCACAUGUCUCAAAGGCAAAGGAGAUGCGCGCAAAAAUGAUCAGAGAUCGGUGGAUGCUGUGGCGGGUUUGCUGCUUCCUCAUAUUUUGUGACCUCAUCUUGGAAGCACACGCCCCUGGAAACAAAGCUAAAACACAAAUGGAAAAACAUAACAACGAUCCUGCAAAUACAUUUGAUCCAAACAGUCAGCGUUGGUGUGGUCCAGAAAUUGACAAAAACAUCCUAGAAAAGAAGUUCAAAAACCACUUAUGUUGUGGUCACAAACAGUUCAACAGUCAGACUCAGAGCUGCUCCGACAACCUCCAAGUGGAAAAUCUAACAAACAAUGACAACAAGAAUACAGAAAGAACGGCAGAGAUUGGAAAAUGUGGCAGUGGUGUGUAUAAUAAGACAACGGAGCUGUGCUGUGGUCCGACUAGUAACAAGACAAUUCUGAAAAAAAUGUCUGAAGACCACUUGUGUUGUGGUCGCAAUCAGUACCACAAAAGGACUCAGAGAUGCUCCGAAGACCUUCAAGUGCAAAAUAUUACAGGGAGUAAUUCCGAGACUGAACCAUGUGGUGUGUAUAAUAAGACAACGGAGCUGUGCUGUGGUCCGACUAGUAACAAGACAAUUCUGAAAAAAAUGUCUGAAGACCACUUGUGUUGUGGUCGCAAUCAGUACCACAAAAGGACUCAGAGAUGCUCCGAAGACCUUCAAGUGCAAAAUAUUACAGGGAGUAAUUCCGAGACUGAACCAUGUGGUGUGUAUAAUAAGACAACGGAGCUGUGCUGUGGUCCGACUAGUAACAAGACAAUUCUGAAAAAAAUGUCUGAAGACCACUUGUGUUGUGGUCGCAAUCAGUACCACAAAAGGACUCAGAGAUGCUCCGAAGACCUUCAAGUGCAAAAUAUUACAGGGAGUAAUUCCGAGACUGAACCAUGUGGUGUGUAUAAUAAGACAACGGAGCUGUGCUGUGGUCCGACUAGUAACAAGACAAUUCUGAAAAAAAUGUCUGAAGACCACUUGUGUUGUGGUCGCAAUCAGUACCACAAAAGGACUCAGAGAUGCUCCGAAGACCUUCAAGUGCAAAAUAUUACAGGGAGUAAUUCCGAGACUGAACCAUGUGGUGUGUAUAAUAAGACAACGGAGCUGUGCUGUGGUCCGACUAGUAACAAGACAAUUCUGAAAAAAAUGUCUGAAGACCACUUGUGUUGUGGUCGCAAUCAGUACCACAAAAGGACUCAGAGAUGCUCCGAAGACCUUCAAGUGCAAAAUAUUACAGGGAGUAAUUCCGAGACUGAACCAUGUGGUGUGUAUAAUAAGACAACGGAGCUGUGCUGUGGUCCGACUAGUAACAAGACAAUUCUGAAAAAAAUGUCUGAAGACCACUUGUGUUGUGGUCGCAAUCAGUACCACAAAAGGACUCAGAGAUGCUCCGAAGACCUUCAAGUGCAAAAUAUUACAGGGAGUAAUUCCGAGACUGAACCAUGUGGUGUGUAUAAUAAGACAACGGAGCUGUGCUGUGGUCCGACUAGUAACAAGACAAUUCUGAAAAAAAUGUCUGAAGACCACUUGUGUUGUGGUCGCAAUCAGUACCACAAAAGGACUCAGAGAUGCUCCGAAGACCUUCAAGUGCAAAAUAUUACAGGGAGUAAUUCCGAGACUGAACCAUGUGGUGUGUAUAAUAAGACAACGGAGCUGUGCUGUGGUCCGACUAGUAACAAGACAAUUCUGAAAAAAAUGUCUGAAGACCACUUGUGUUGUGGUCGCAAUCAGUACCACAAAAGGACUCAGAGAUGCUCCGAAGACCUUCAAGUGCAAAAUAUUACAGGGAGUAAUUCCGAGACUGAACCAUGUGGUCUGUAUAAUAAGACAACGGAGCUGUGCUGUGGUCCGACUAGUAACAAGACAAUUCUGAAAAAAAUGUCUGAAGACCACUUGUGUUGUGGUCGCACUCAGUACAACAAAAGGACUCAGAGAUGCUCCGAAGACCUUCAAGUGCAAAAUAUUACAGGGAGUAAUUCCAAGACUGAACCAUGUGGUGGGUCACUCAAGAACCACCUCAGACGCUGCCCCAAAGAAGGUUUUCACUGCUGUGGGAAGAAAGCCUUCAAUAUUUCUGACCCACUGAAGAAAUGCUGUGGAGGAACUUUGUACAACCUGACAAAUGAACAAAGCAGUAACACCCAGUGCUGUGGAUCCCUUCUUCAAAACCAGAAGGAGGUUUGCUGCUCAAGUGAAUACAAAGCGGUGGUUUACUCUGCUGGAGAUGAUUUCAAAUGCUGUGGUCACCACUAUUACAACACUUCUCUUUGGUCAUGCUGCAGGGGAAGACUUUGUCUAGGUCAGCAUGCUGACUCAGCAGAAUCUACCCUUCUGUCGAUUAACAAUCUGAACAAAGCACAACUUUGCAAGCAGAUUUUCUUUGGAACCGUGCAAAGUGUGUUCAAGAACCGCACAGUUUUCAGCAAUGUGCUGGAAAUCCAUGGGGAGAAAGCAACAGUACGCCAUCAUGUGGAGCCCUACAUCAUGAAAACUGAAAAGAUGUGCAGCAUUCUUAAAUUAACCCUAGGAAAGUGGUACUUCUUGAACAAUACCCACGUCUUCACUGAUUUCAACCAUAAGUUGUUGCAGCAGUCUCUCUAUUUCAUUUUGUCCAAAUGUUCUCAGUAACUGACGCCUGCUUGCUGAUCUGUCUCAACAUACCAGAUCAUUCAGUUUUAAAACACAUGCUACUGUGUACUCAGAUAACUAUGCUAACAUCACUUUAUUGGUCAUAACACUUGGCACAGUCCUCGUGGUGCUACUCUAUCCAUCUCUGUCUCAUCAGUAUGUUUUAAGAUCAGCUCAAAAUGUACACUGUAUACUUGCCAACAAAAAAGGGAUAGAGGAUUGCAAUCCAUUUUCCACUUUGCACAGGGAUUUUUUUUUAUUUAGCUCUAUAUUGUUGUAUAGUUCUGUGUUUGUAAGUAACAUACAUGAUGAUGAAUCUUUAGAGUCUGGUAAAGACUCUAUGUUACCAGAGAUGUUACCAGAGUCUGGUAAAAUCUAAAAUAAGUGAAGCUCUUUUUAACAAAAAUGUUAGUUCUCAACACAAACACAACACAGGUUUACAGACCGGGAGUGGGUCUGAGAAAGAGACAAGAAGCAGAGCUGGAGUUGAAUAGAAUAGAAUUAGAGUCAACUUUAUUGCCAUUUCAUAUUUCAAGAGUAUAACGUAAUAAAGUUUACAUCCAUCCAAAUAUGAACAAGUGUUCAUUAGAUUGAAGAUUUCAAAUUCAACGGAUAAAAUACAGGUAGUGUAAGUGGUAAUUCAGUCCAUGCGUUAUUAUUGUGUUUGCACCAGGCAACAGUCCAAUAUUCGCUUUUUAUUUUACUAUUGUGCGUGUGUUCAGUCCAUGAGUGUUAUGUGGUUCAGGUGUCAGGAGACAGAGUUGAGGAGUGUGAGAGCUGUGGGGAUGGUUUUAGCUAGGAGGCUCCUGUAACGCCUCCCAGAAGAUAGGAGGGGGAAGAGUCUGCAUUCUGGGUGUCUGGAGUCUAUGAUGAUUUUCACAGCCCUUUUCAGGUAGCAGAGCUGAAGAUGUUGAGGUUCUCUUUGGAAGUGAUAAGGGUGGAUACAGCAGGAAUCAAGACAUCAGAGAAACAGCCUAUGUUAGAUGUUUUGGAGAUAAAUGCAGGGAAGUUGACUGAGAUGGUUGGAACACAUUCAGAGGAGGGACAGUUAGUAAAAUAAUGCUAGAAAAAUUGAAUGAUGCAAUGAACGACAGUUUGAAAGUAAACAAAAUAUUUUCCACUGUGAAAGUCUCUAUCAAAGAGAAUAUUUGAAGUUAAAGUUUCUCAUCAGCUAAACUGCAACCAGUGAGCAAAGUAUCUGAGUACCUGAAUUCUGAAAGAUAUGCUAGUUUGACUUUUGCACUGUUCAUGUAUCCGUAUAACAAGCUAUUGAAUGUGUGCAUGUAAAUUAUUUAUCUAAAAUUUAUUCAUUAACAUUAAAAACACAAUUCUCAGCAAAUCAAAUGCUCAACUUUGACAUUUUUGUGUCAGAAGUCUAUGCUGUUGAGAGUGUUAUUAUAUUUAGAAUGUAUUCAUAUACACUCAGGUGUCUGAAUUUGCUUUAUCAUUUACUUUUGCACUGUUGGCAGACAUACUUUUGCCUACUCUACAUUUGACAUUGAUUGUACUCCAGUUUUUGGUGCAUGCUACAUUUUUAUAAUAUACUGCGAGAUAAUAAAAUAAAAUAAAAUAGGCAAACUUCA